AUGUCGUCGGGAAAGUCAUCUCGACCAUCAACAAAGAGCGUGCUCGGGCCAGGCCAUAAUGAGAACAUCCACGACAUUUUCGACAUCGGGCAGCAGCUGGGCGCGGGGCAGUUCGGGACGACGUACAUCUGCACGGAGCGCGAGACGGGCGUGCACUGGGCGUGCAAGACCAUCCCCAAGUCCAAGCUGCUCACGGAGGAUGAUGUCGAGGACGUGCGCCGAGAGGUCGCCAUUCUCUACCACGUGCAGGACUCGCCCAACAUAGUGAACAUCCGCGGGGCGUAUGAGGACCGCGACUUCGUGCACAUUGUGAUGGAGCUCUGCACGGGCGGCGAGCUCUACGACACCAUCAUCGACCGCAUCGAGGCCAUGGGCGUGCCCUACACCGAGCACGAUGCAGCGGAGUUGGCGAGGGUGAUAGUGCGGGUGGUGGAGACGUGCCACUCGCUGGGCGUGGUGCAUCGCGACCUCAAGCCCGAGAACUUCCUCCUCUCCUCCACCAACCCCGAUGCCGAGCUCAAGGCCACCGACUUCGGCCUCUCCGCUUUCUACAAGGGCGAGGGUCUGAGCCGCCACUGCGGCAGCCCCAUGUACAUGGCGCCAGAGGUGGUCAGAUGGAGGCCGGGGGCGCUGGGGGCGGGGCGCAAGCCGCCCAAGUACGGCCCCGAGGUGGACAUCUGGAGCGCGGGGGUCAUCAUCUACGCCCUGCUCUCAGGAUUCCCUCCCUUCUACCACAGCAGCCACUCGUCCAAGGAGAUCUUCAAGGCGGUGCUCAAGGGCAACCCGUCGUUCACAGUGCCGCCGUGGCCCGACAUCUCAGACCAGGCCAAGCACCUCGUCUCCUGGAUGCUGCAGUCCGACCCCGCCAUGCGCCCCACCGCGCAUGAAGUGCUCUGCCAUCCGUGGCUGGACGAGCCCGGCAUCGCCACGCAGGAGCCUCUGCCGCCCGUGGUGCUGUCCAGACUGAAGCAGUUCACGUCCAUGGUCAAGCUCAAACGGGUCGCCAUGAAGGUCAUUGCAGAGGGUCUGAAGGAGGAGGAGAUCGCAGGGCUGAAGGAGAUGUUUGAGAUGAUGGACACGGAUGGCAGUGGCACCAUCACUCUGGAUGAGCUGCGCGUGGGGCUCAAGAAGGUUGGCGGGAACCUCACAGACGAGGAGAUCGAGAAGAUCAUGGAGGAGACGGACAUUGACCACAGUGGCGAGAUCGAAUACGGGGAGUUCCUAGCAGCCACGCUGCAUCUGAGCAAGAUAGACAAGCAGGAGAACCUGCUCAAGGCGUUUGAGUACUUUGACGCGGACGGCAGUGGCACCAUUACGCUGGACGAGCUGCAGAAGGCGUGUGAGGAGCUGCGGCUGAGCAAGGACGAGAUCAUGGCCAUGAUGGAGGAGAUCGAUGAGAACAAUGAUGGAACCAUUGACUACAACGAGUUUGUGCAAAUGAUGCGCAAGACACAAACAGGAGGAAUGAGCCGGCGCGACAUCAUGGACGGCAACAUGGGUGUGACAGAUUCUGAGCUCUCAAGCAACACAUUCCGUAACCUCAUGGCUCCUGAAUAG
Messenger RNA from Closterium sp. Naga37s-1, 1557 nucleotides. The record is from the annotation of a GenBank genome assembly. Lineage: Eukaryota; Viridiplantae; Streptophyta; Zygnematophyceae; Desmidiales; Closteriaceae.